Molecule: messenger RNA, 1044 nt
Organism: Glarea lozoyensis ATCC 20868
Lineage: Eukaryota; Fungi; Ascomycota; Leotiomycetes; Helotiales; Helotiaceae
Exons: 4
Coding region: 1-1044 (347 amino acids)
Cellular component (GO): Golgi apparatus
Source: RefSeq, a predicted model, not a curated record
AUGUAUACACCAAAUACGAAAUGGACGUGGGCAUUUAUGCUUACGACCAUCAUCCAGACGAUAGUAGUUUUGGCAAUUGAAGCAUAUAUCUUUGCCAAAUUCCAAAUAAGUCUGAAGCCUAAGCCAGCCACAGCACAAUCCAAGACGAUCCCGACAUACCUGACACUCUUUAUUUUCGGUUUCUUAUACGAACUUGUGUUGGUUUGGGAUUCAUUGCGACUGAAAAACACCAUCCAAGUCAUCGGAUUAUGCAUAUACAACAUUGGUAUGCUCAUCUACGCCUCGAUUCAAUUUGACCAGGUCGAUCGAGCUAUCAGCGCGCUCAAGAAAGUGGACUACAUCGAUGCCAGUGAUCCAUUAUGGCACGAUCUGAGACCUUAUCUUUUGUCGGUGCCUAUUAUCAUUGGCUUUUUCACGGUUGUAAUGUCUUUCGUGGCCUGGAAAUUGUACGAUGAGUUUGCUUGGACGAUCUACAAGCACAUUAGUGCUGAUCUCCGAAUGAAGCGUAGAUUCUUAACUUUCCAGAUCUACAUUGCCUUACUAAAAUUCGAUUUCUUCUUCUUCCUCGGGUUCACUGUCCAAUUCUUAGUCAUCGUGACUGGGAAAACCGAUGCAGAGCUUGGUCUUACCAUUGCUGCGAUUCCUAUCACCAUCGGUAUCCUCUUCAUGGCCGCCUUCUGGACUCGACGAGAAAAUAAGUUCGGAAUGAUUUUCACAAUCCUUCUCUUCAUCUGCGGAUUGGCCUAUUUCAUCUUCAAACUCGCUCGUAUGUACUCGGCGAGCCACAGAGAUUUCUACAUCACUGUCCGAAAGAAUCUUACCAGUUUUGCGUGUAUCACAAUCCUCCUGAUCGUCCUUACAAUCGCCAACGCCAUUGCUUGUAUGUUAAAUUUCAACAAGGGAUUGAAAGUACAUCUUGUGAAGCGCGCAAUUGGCGAUGAUGACCAGGAGAAAUUGGGAUCAGGAAUGGAUCACCACAUGACACCGUUACCAAACCUCAAUGCAGGUCAUGUACCAGUAUCGAGCCGAAUGACAAUCGAUUAA